Molecule: messenger RNA, 2587 nt
Organism: Dioscorea cayenensis subsp. rotundata (Guinea yam)
Lineage: Eukaryota; Viridiplantae; Streptophyta; Magnoliopsida; Dioscoreales; Dioscoreaceae
Product: TBC1 domain family member 5 homolog A-like
Biological process (GO): activation of GTPase activity
Molecular function (GO): GTPase activator activity
Source: RefSeq, a predicted model, not a curated record
CCCUUCUCUCUCUCUCUCUCAGUGUGGAAGCCCGGAGGGACGAUGCCUUCAGCUCCAAUCGAUCCUCCAUUGCUCGAGCCCUCGUCUUUGAACCGGAUUCCGGGCGCCGCAUCGAGAUUCUCGGCGCUCCGGGGCGUCAGAUGGCGUAUUUCUCUUGGUGUUCUGCCCGGGUCGCCGUCAGUGUCUGUCGACGAGCUCCGGCGAGUAACCGCCGAUGACCGAAGAAGAUACGCUACUCUUAGACGAAGACUUCUGGUAGAUCCACAUUUCUCAAAAGAUGGAAGUAAUUUUCCAAAUCUUACAGUGGACAAUCCUCUAUCACAAAAUCCAGAUAGCAUGUGGGGUCGUUAUUUCCGGAAUGCUGAGCUUGAGAAAAUGGUUGACCAGGACCUUUCCCGGCUAUAUCCAGAACAUGGUAGCUACUUUCAGACACCUGUGUGCCAGUCCAUGUUGAGAAGAAUAUUAUUAAUGUGGUGCCUUAGGCAUCCAGAUUAUGGAUAUAGACAAGGGAUGCAUGAGUUAUUAGCUCCUCUGCUUUAUGUACUUCAUGUUGAUGUGCAACAUCUGUCGAAAGUGAAGAAGAUCUAUGAAGACUAUUUCAAUGAUGAUUUUGAUGAGAUCUCUUUUUCAAAUGGGGACUCGGGCAGCAAGCAUAGAUUCACAAAGGCAGCAAACUGGGAUGAUGGAAUGGAAAAUAAAGACGGUGUUAUGGAAGAACUUGAUCCUGACACCCGUGACAUUUUUCUGUUGAGUGAUGCUUAUGGGACAGAAGGGGAACUGGGUAUUGUUGUAUCUGAGAGGUUCAUCGAACAUGAUGCUUUCUGUAUGUUUGAAGGACUGAUGAACGGAACUAAUGGUGUUGUUGCAAUGGUGGAUUUUUUUGCCCCGUCUGCAGCCACUGGAGCCAAUUCUGGCAUCCCGCCUGUAAUUGAGGCCGCUCCAAUUUAUCAUUUGCUUUUUCUUGUUGAUUCAUCUCUUCACAGUCAUCUUGUUGAACUUGGUGUGGAACCCCAGUACUUUGCCCUCAGAUGGUUGCGGGUUUUGUUCGGACGUGAAUUUUCUCUCCAAGAUCUUUUAUUAAUUUGGGAUGAAAUAUUUUCUUCACCAAAUGGGAUGGUUGUAGAAAAUAAUAAUGAGUACAACUUCAAGGUCUUGUCCGCUCCUCGGGGAGCCUUCAUUUCAGCGAUGGCGGUAUCGUUGUUAUUGAACCUACGGCCUUCACUCCUUGCCACAGAGCAUGCAACAUCUUGCCUCCAAAAACUGUUGAAUUUCCCACAGAAUAUAGAUGUUAUGAAGCUGAUAGAGAAGGCGAAAUCAUUGCAGGCUCUUGCUCUAGAAACAAGCUUCUCAUCCAGGAGUAAACCGGCAGUUUUUAUAAAGGGUCACAGUUUUCCAUUGUCUUCGACUUCUCCUCAGACUUCACCCUGCUCAUUGCAUGAUGGUUACUGGGAAGAGAAAUGGAGAGUGCUGAAUCAGGAAGAAGCAAUCAACAAGGGAAAAGGACUUGUAAAAAGUAAUCUGGUACAAAGAUUAGGUUUAUCAAGGUGCGAAUCAGAUCCUUCACCAUCGAGGCAUGUUAGUGGAAAUAAUAAUUCUCGUUUUUCAGUCAGACGUAAUCUAGCAAAUGAUUUUUCUCGAGAAAUUGACUCAGAGAAGGUGGAAUGUGAUGGAAAUGGCAGCACAUCAAGUAGUAAAGAGUCUAUCUCCGUUGAAAGAGAUGAAGAGAAGCACAUUAUAAUGGAAGCAACAUGUUUGAAUGGAGAGAACUCCUUAAUGUUCUCCACCUCAACUAGUCCUCAUAGCGUGCACAAUGACCGGGAAAACGAUUCUGAGAGAAGUAUUACAAAUUCAUUUGUUGUUGAUAACGAUGAAAUCAACAGUAUCGAUGACAACCUGCCAUCAACAUCUUCUACCAUAAAACCCGGUCCCAAUACAACAAAUAAAGCAGAAAAACAGGCUGCUACUGUGAAGGAUCGUAAACCACUUGCCAGUAAAUUUCAUUGGUUCUGGAAGUUUGGAAAAGGUUCGGUUGAGGACAACUCUGAGAAACAGGCAAGUGAAGGACAACAAACCUUGUGCUCCGAUGCAUCGAGCACAACAGUCAGUGGUAGGAUGAACAAUUUGAAGAAUCUUGGGCAAUCGAUGCUUGACAAUAUUCAGGUUAUUGAGUCGGUAUUCCAGCAAGACCUUGUCCAAGUUAGCACAUUAGAUAACUUACCGAAUAACAUCCUUGAGAGCAAAGGCCAAGCACCGGCAAUGGCAGCUCUAAAGGAGCUUCGGAAAAUCAGCAACCUUAUAUCUGAGAUGUGAGGUGAGUUUUUGCAGUCAUAGACAACCAUUUGAAGUAUCAGUCUUGUAUGGCAUGGUAAAUAAGAUCAUAGUCCUGGGCUUUUCUUGCCCCUUCAUUUUUGUGUGUGUGUGUAUAUAUAUAUAUAUAUAUAUGUGUGAGAGAGAGGUUUGGCAUCUAAUGAUCAAAAUAAUAAUAAAAUUCUUUUGGUGAAAUGGAGUUCAUUUCAUGGCUUGUCUUGAUCAUGGGACAAGCAAAUCCAAGCAAGCACUCUUGUAUUCUUUGAUGGUUAAAGAAAGG